Liolophura sinensis is the source of this 1075-nucleotide messenger RNA. RefSeq names its product malectin-B-like. Gene Ontology annotation, molecular function: carbohydrate binding. Lineage: Eukaryota; Metazoa; Mollusca; Polyplacophora; Chitonida; Chitonidae. Gene Ontology annotation, cellular component: membrane. The record is from RefSeq and is a predicted model, not a curated record.
GCCCGAGUGGGAACGUGGUUUGCAGCAACAUGUUUUCCGUGGCAAGUUUAGUUUGUGCUAAGAUGGGGCGGUGUCUCGUCAAUAACCGCUGCGCACUGUUUAGUUUGUGGUGUGUCCCUCUCCCUGUUUAGUCAAACUCUUGCGAUAGGAGAUGUAAUUUGGGCUGUAAACUCGGGUGGGGAGGCACACACCGAUGUUCACGGCAUCAAAUAUCAGAGUGACAAACUGAAAAACGGCAUCCCGUCUGAUUACGGUAAAACCUUAAUGAUCCAGAGGGUUGUCCCACCAGAUCAAAUCCUGUACCAGACGGAGAGGUACCACUACUCCACGUUUGGAUACGAGAUUCUUAAAGAGGACGGUGAUUAUGUAAUCGUGUUGAAAUUCUGUGAAGUUUGGUUCACGUCCCCAAAUCAAAAGGUAUUUGAUGUGGUCUUAAAUGGAGAACACACAGUUGUGGAUGAGCUGGACAUAUAUGGCAAAGUGGGCCGUGGUGUCGCCCACGAUGAAAUUGUUCCGUUUUCCGUUAAAAAUGGGAAAUUAAAAGUGAACGGAGAGACGUCGCAGCUCGACGGAAAGCUUAGUGUAGAAUUUAUAAAGGGUGACCUUGACAAUCCCAAGGUCAAUGCCUUAUAUGUAAUGAAGGGUACUAUUGAUGAUGUUCCAAAAUUACCUCCCUUGCCUGGUGCUGAUAAUCGCCGUGAUGACGAGGAAGAGGAAGAGGAGGAGCCAGUGGAACAGAAGCCGUCAAAACGUCGUCGUCCAUCAGGGCCAAAAGCGCAGGAUCCAUAUGCGUCUGACGACACCAGUACCAUGCUCCUGCCAGUCUUUGUGGCUGUUGGUGCAUUUAUUCCAUUGCUAUUCUGUCUAUGUAAAUUAUAGCUUUUUUAUUUAGUUUUUCUUUUUUUUUUUUUAAAGAACCCACAUGUGUGAACUUUUUCAAUUCUGUUUGCGUGUGAAUUUCAGGAGGAGAAAUGGCAGAGCUAUUGCUCAUUUGCUUCAUGUACCAUUUUUUUUCUUGCGUCAUUUUCUGUUGAAAAAGAUUGUUUGAAACUGCGAAUGUUUCAUCCUACAUUUU